Messenger RNA from Anneissia japonica, 2718 nucleotides. Its product is annotated as sodium-dependent glucose transporter 1A-like. Lineage: Eukaryota; Metazoa; Echinodermata; Crinoidea; Comatulida; Comatulidae. The transcript has 4 exons. The coding region runs from base 215 to 2050 and encodes 611 amino acids. The record is from RefSeq and is a predicted model, not a curated record.
GGAAUACCCGUUGCGCAGUGACCUACACAGUAAUUCAUUCACAUGUGUGACCAUAAUUUUAUUACAAAACACACGAAACUAUUGGAGUGUGCGCUAGGCCUACCACCACUACUACUAGACUACUAGUUACUGGCGUCCUACUACUAAAUACAUUUAUUUUGCGAAAGUGUGGUGUCUUGACACGGCUUGUAUUUAUAAAAAAAAACACUAAAUCAUGUCAGAUGAUGAAGAUGUUCUGUUUGAUGUUGGAAAUAAAAAUUUUAGUAAUGUUGGUUUGAUUAACAAGAAAGCAAAAAAUGUAACUGAUGUCUUAGUAGCACAAGAGGAGGACAGAAGACUGAAGAAAACAAUAUUUCUCUGUGGGGCAUUUGCAUCUGUAGGUCUUUGUAUUUCAGUUCUUGGUCCAACGAUACGAUUUUUGGAAAUCCAGACUAAUAGUGAUCCCUCCCACCUGUCGUAUGUGUUCCUUGGCAGGGGUUUUGGGUAUGUGCUCGGAUCAAUCCAGACUGGAUGUCUGUUUGAGGUGCUGAACCCCCUGACGUACUUGGGAAUUUCCCUUGCAACUUGUGCUGUCAGUAUGAGUCUGGUUCCGUCUGCACCUGAUGUAGGCAUGCUCAUGUUCUUGUUUGUGUUUAUUGGAAUCACCAUGGGGUCGUUGGACACUGGGGCCAAUGUCUUGUGCUUGCAGUUAUGGGGGAAAAGAUCACCUCCUUUCAUGCAGGCAUUACACUUCAGUUUUGCAGUGGGAGCAUUAGUUGCUCCUUUGCUGGCCAAGCCAUACUUUGACUCAGCAUUGUCUACACCCAACGUUAAUAUAAGGGUCAAAUAUUCUGAUGAAGUCAAUGUAACUUAUACUAAUAUUACAACACCUCCGGUAAGCUCUUCAGUGGUUAUAUCUUCUAUAAGUGCCGAAGUAUCUGAAGCUCCAACAAAUACUACAACACCUCUGGUAACCUCUACAGUGGUUAUACCUUCUGCAAGUGUCAAAGUAUCUGAAAAUCCAACGAGUACUGCAGCACCUCUUACAAGUACCCAAGUAACUGAAGCUUCCAACAUUACAACAUCACUUCCUCACUUUACAGAUUGUGGUAAUGAAACUAAUUGUACUGCAGAGGAUGCCAUACCACCAAGGGGAUCUAAUCAGACAUAUGAUUCUAGGAAAAUUGCUUACACCUAUUACAUUAUUGCUGUAUUCGUUGCCAUCAAUAGCUUUGCAUUCUUUUAUUUUUCUUUAACCUCUCCAAAGAAAAUGAAACCCUCUCUACUUCAGAAAUCAUUGCAUGCAUCUGACAAUAUUGUUUGCAGCCAUUUCAAUAUGCAGAUGCUGUCUAUUAUGUUUCUUUUUUACUUCCUCUAUGUUGGAGCAGAAGUGGCAUUUGGAAGUUUUAUCUUUUCAUAUGCAGUUGAUAGUGACGUGCAGAUGAAUGAAGAAGACGCGUCUAUGUUGAACUCUGUGUUCUGGAUCAGCUUUGCUAUGUCACGUGGCUUUGCAAUCUGUUGUGCAGGAUACAUUCCCCCUUUUUACAUACUUUUAGCUGACAUGGUAGGUUGUCUGAUAGCAUCAUUUUCCCUUGUAUUUUUUGGGAACACCAACCCUCAGGUUCUCUGGUUCGGCACCAUUUUUCUUGGUGCUUCAAUGGCGUCUCUUUUUCCAACUGGUCUUUCAUGGCUGGAGCGGUAUUUGAAAGUUAGCGGUAAAGCUGCAACCUUCUUGGUACUCGGUGCCGCAUCUGGAGAAAUGGUUAUUCCAUUUUUGGUAGGCCAGUAUUUUUCUGAUGAUGAUGAUGACAAUGGCCAGGAGAGCUCAGAAAUUAAUCUUAAUAUGUUGAUGUACAUGAUAUUAGUUGUCUCAGUUAUACUGCCUUGCUUGUUUUUCUUUGCAAACCGAAUUGCAGAGAAUAAGGGUGACCGAUACACAAAGAAAAAUAGGUCAGACAGAGAAACAUUGGUGACUCAUGAAAUUGUGGAAGCUGUUAUUGAAGCAGCUCAUAAUCAAAAGAACUCAACAAAUGGAAAGAAAUUCUUGAGAUCCAAAAAACACAAGGAAUAGUGUUCUUCUCAUUUAUGGUGUGUUUUAAUAAUUGUGUACUGUAAAUUAGUAUAAUGAUUAAAAUUGAAUGGCCACACCUAUAAUUUAGUAGUAAAGCUUUGAAUAAGAGAAGCAAAUAAGUUUUUUUAAAAGUCAAACUGAGAAAAAAAUCUAAAAUUUUUCAGACAUUUACAAAGAAAUCUUUAAUGAAUCCUGAUUGUACAUUUAUAAUUUAUAACAAAUAAUUGCUUUAAUUUGUUGAUUUAUAGUUGCUUUAUAAUAGUACAUAAAAUUAAACUUGUUAUAGUGCUCUAGCAAACCCUAUAUUUGGGCAAUUUCAUGGUAGAAUUAAAUAAUAAUAAUAAUGACAUCUUGUAAGGUGCAUGUAUCCAUUUCAGAGAGCUGCUCGCAGCGCCAUUUCCACUUGCAAACUUGCAAAGAGAAACAACCUUUUCUGCAUUUCAUUUAUUAUAUUUAGGUUAUUUCAUUUUAUAUAAAUUUUCUUUUCAUAUAUUUAUUUUAUUUUUUUUUGUUUAAAAAGUACUUAAAUAUACAUUAAUUACCAACUUAACUACAGACAACAGGCAAAACAAGCGCAAGAUCUUAGAGGGUCAUCCAUCCAUCGCCACUCUAUUGCAUUCCCUAAUCUCUACCUAGGUGGCUCAAACAGAAUGGGAAAAACAUUUGCC